AUGGGAGGUUUGUCUUUGCACCUGAAACAGACACUUGUGGUUUUACUUCAGUGUCUCCUGCUUUGUCUCGACUCCUCGCUGGCUUUUUCUCUGAAAAACUGCUCCAUCGGUUAUUCGGUGGACGCCUCCGCUGAGGUUGUUUUGGAUUGCUCAUACCAUCAGCUUGUUGCGAUCCCUGAUGACGUCCCCAGAGAUGCCGUCAUAGUUAAACUCUCUUACAAUGCGCUUCAGCAGGUUAACAGGGAAGAUUUUGGCAACAUGUCAAAGCUGAGGAUUUUGUACCUGCAAUCAAAUGCCAUCGCUCAAGUGGACGACGGAUCUUUCAUGCAUUUGGUUGCUCUAACGCGCCUCUACAUUAGCGAUAACAAGCUCACCAACCUGACGGCUCACGUCUUCCAGGGGCUGUCCAGCCUCACUUUUCUCGACCUCGACAGAAAUGAAAUUCGGUUCAUUCAUACUUCAGCCUUUCAGUCUCUGUCCAGUUUACAGACCGUGUUGCUCCACGAGAAUAAGCUCCGCCAAGUCUCCGACAUUCAGCCUAUCCUGCAGCUGCCGCGCCUGCAGACACUGAGCAUCGGGCAAAACCUGUUCCCCUCCUUUCAGACCAAAGAUCUGCUGCUGAACGGGUCCUCCAGCCUGAAGACGUUGGAUGUUUCUUCCAAUAAAUUUGAAAAGUUCAGCAUCACGACACGGAUCUUUCCUCACCUGGAGACGAUAGACUUUUCUUGGUGUGAUCGAGAUGCUGGCAUGAGAUUGGACGUACCGGACAAGACUUUAAUGAAAAGCAUAACUCGACUUUAUUUCAAUGAACCUACAAUUGCUUUUGAAGACAUCCGGAAAAUCCUACAGAGUCUCGACUCACUGACGCAUCUUAGAUUUAAUUACGUGGACGAGUGGAUCCAAAAAGGUCUCUUGGAGACGGUCUGCAAAAUACCGACACUAAGGACGCUGGAGCUGUAUUAUAACCACGCUGCCAAUCUAAGUGCAAAACUAGUAGCUUGCUCUCAGCUCGGUGAGCUUGAUUUGUCCCAUACUUACAUGCAGGAGCUGUCUAACGGCUCGAUACGACUGAUGAAGCAACUGAAGAAUCUGACCGUAGCAGCCAACUUCCUCAACAAAGUGCCAGAUGACAUUCGGAGUCUCUCCCUCCUCGAGAUCCUAAAUCUUGGCAGCAAUCUCAUCUCUGAGUUGAGCUGCAAGGAUUUCAGAAACUCAACGCGCCUCACGAAACUUUACCUAAAUGACAACCGCAUUGCCAAACUGGACAGGUGUGUCUUCAUGCAUCUCAGUGACCUAAAGGUUUUGGAUAUGAGUGACAACCUGCUGUGGAUGCUCGGAGGUGUCUUCAAAACGAGCCUGCAGAAGCUCGAGUUCUUGUAUUUAAAAAACAACUUUGUACCUUUUCUUAAAAAGGGGGAUUUUCAGGGUUUAGAGUCCGUAAAAUAUCUGGAUUUGGUUUCGACUCACAUCAGCAGGGUGAAACAUAAAGCUUUCGACGGACUUACCAGCCUAAGAACUCUUCGUGUGUCUCUUCCACUCGAGUUUGAGAAUAAGUUCAGAGGAUUGAGGCAGUUAGAAAAUCUUACGGUCUACUUUUUCGUUGACGGCAGUUUCAAAAGUCCUAACACAAGCUUCAAUAAGUCUUUCUUCAAUCUGAAAUAUUUGAAAGUUUUCACGAUGAUAUGCAGGGGUGACCACUUUGGCUUCCCCUUCGACAUACCGUCAGAAGUUCUCCAGGCCAUGAAACACUUGGAGGACUUCACCGCUGAGAACGCCUACAUUUCUUCACCAGAUAUGGACACAUUUCAGUUCAAUCCCCAGCUCAAGAAUCUAACCAUCACGCAAACUGAUUUGUCUGUUUUGUACCCUGAACUGUUUCAGCCGAUCUCGAACCUGCACGUUCUCGAUCUCUCUGAGACGAAGCUCAAAUCUUUGGACUUUCUGUCCCAGGUCAACCUGUCUGCACUCAGAUUUUUGAAACUGAGUGACAAUGAGAUUACAGUGAUCAAUGCGACGGUCUUCAAGUCUCUCCCCGCACUCACAUAUCUCGACCUGGACAAUAACCCUUUCACCUGUGACUGCUCUAACACCGGUUUCAUCCAGUGGGUGAAGAACAACAACCAAACGCAGGUUGUUAACGCCUACCAGUAUGCGUGUUCGUUUCCUGUGGCUGAA
Plectropomus leopardus (leopard coralgrouper) is the source of this 2175-nucleotide messenger RNA. NCBI's taxonomy places the organism in Eukaryota, Metazoa, Chordata, Actinopteri, Perciformes, Serranidae. The record is from RefSeq and is a predicted model, not a curated record.